Saccharomyces mikatae IFO 1815 is the source of this 2742-nucleotide messenger RNA. It is a transcript of the gene ALY1, whose product is annotated as Aly1p. The record is from RefSeq and is a predicted model, not a curated record. Gene Ontology annotation, biological process: ubiquitin-dependent endocytosis. Gene Ontology annotation, molecular function: ubiquitin protein ligase binding; protein-macromolecule adaptor activity. NCBI's taxonomy places the organism in Eukaryota, Fungi, Ascomycota, Saccharomycetes, Saccharomycetales, Saccharomycetaceae. Gene Ontology annotation, cellular component: cytosol; cytoplasm. Bases 1 to 2742 code for a protein of 913 amino acids. The transcript has a single exon.
AUGCUGCAAUUUAAUACAGAAAAUGAUACUGUAGCUCCAGUGUUUCCAAUGGAGCAAGAUAUAAACGCUGCACCAGAUGCCGUUCCAUUGGUGCAGACAACGACACUGCAAGUCUUUGUCAAGCUCGCCGAACCCAUAGUGUUUUUGAAAGGAUUUGAAACUAACGGAUUGUCUGAAAUAGCACCCAGUAUCUUAAGAGGGUCUCUUAUUGUCAGAGUAUUGAAGCCUAAUAAGUUAAAAAGUAUAUCAAUAACGUUCAAAGGAGUAUCCAGAACAGAAUGGCCAGAGGGUAUACCACCAAAGAGAGAAGAGUUUUCAGAUGUUGAAACGGUUGUUAAUCAUACCUGGCCAUUUUAUCAAGCGGAUGAUUAUAUGAACUCUUUCACUUUGGAGGAUCACAGUUCAAAUAAAUCGUCUAAUCGCCCAUCCCUAAGCGAUGAAAAUUAUCUACUUGAAAAAAGUGGUGCCUCAGUAUAUAUUUCACCAAACACUGGCCCCCCCAAAGAUAAUAGCAAUCUGAGUCUGAAUGCAUAUGGACACAACUCACUCUCAUCGGAUAACUUGAGUAAUAAGUCAGCAUCGCAUGAUGAUUGUAAUGAUGACAGUAAACUGUCGGUUAUUCAAAAGACACCAGAACCAUCAUCCAGUCGAAGAGGAUCAGUGCCCGCAAAUUUCCAUGGUAACGCCUUGUCCCCUCAUACCUUCAUAUCUGAUUUAUUUACAAGGACAUUCAGUAAUAAUGGUGCUUCUCCAAGCCUGGAUCAAGAAGACAAUUAUCUUACCUUGUCCAAAGAUGCCAAAGAGGUUUUUAUCUUCCGGCCGGGCGAUUAUAUUUACACCUUUGAACAACCAAUAUCACAAUCUUAUCCUGAAAGUAUAAGAGCGAACUUCGGAUCGGUGGAGUAUAAAUUGUCAAUCGAUAUAGAUCGGUUUGGCACAUUUAAAUCAGCCAUACAUGCUCAAUUACCCAUUAAGGUCGUAAGACUUCCCUCUGAGGGUUCCGUAGAAGAGACUGAAGCUAUUGCGAUUUCUAAGGAUUGGAAGGACCUUCUUCAUUACGACGUGGUAAUAUUUUCAAAGGAGAUUGUUUUGAAUGCGUUUUUGCCCAUCGAUUUCCAUUUCGCUCCCUUAGAUAAAGUUACUCUACAUCGGAUUAGAGUUUAUCUAACCGAGUCUAUAGAGUACACUUGUAGUAGUAACGGGAAUCAUGAUAAGGCUCGUAGAUUAGAGCCAACUAAAAAGUUUCUCUUAGCCGAACAUAAUGGUCCGAAACUGCCUCAUAUACCUGCCGGUUCCAAUCCUUUGAAAGCUAAAAAUAGAGGAAACAUUUUGCUGGAUGAAAAAUCGGGCGAUCUAGUCAAUAAAGAUCUCCAGUUCGAAGUGUUUAUCCCAAGUAAAUUCACAAAUAGUAUACGAUUACACCCUGAUACCAACUAUGAUAAAAUUAAAGCCCAUCAUUGGAUAAAAAUCUGUCUUCGUCUUUCCAAGAAGUACGGAGAUAAUAGAAAACACUUCGAAAUAACUAUUGAUUCUCCAAUUCACAUUUUAAAUCAACUAUGCUCACAUGCGAAUACAUUACUACCAAGCUAUGAAAGUCAUUUCCAGUAUCGAAAUACUAGUGACAACUUCACACCAACAGUAGAUCAACAAAGUUAUGCAGGUCAUCAUGACUCGAAUUUUUUUUUUCCAAAAGAAGUUCUCUCAUCCCCAGUUCUCUCUCCAAAUGUCCAGAAGACCAACAUUAGAAUACCUUCUGACCUUCCGGUUGUACGUAAUAGAACUGAAAGUGUGGAGAAAAUCAACCCGGAUAACGAUUCCAAGAAAGACGCUGAAAGCAGUAAUGUCUUCGCAUCCAAACAGCUAGUCGCGAAUAUUUACAAACCUAACCAAAUCCCAAGAGAAUUAACUUCCCCUCAGGCUUUACCAUUGUCGCCCAUUACAUCACCAAUACUCAAUUAUCAACCAUUAUCAAAUUCACCCCCUCCAGAUUUUGAUUUUGAUCAAGCCAAGCGUAGCGCGGCCGAUGCAAACGUUAUUCCUACAGAACCCCCAUCAUAUCUCGAUGUAUUACAGGCUGACGGUAUUGAUUUACCAUGCUAUGACACAAACUCAUCUCGAAUUCCAGAACUCAAGUUGAAUAAAUCCAGGGAAACACUGGCGAGUAUUGAGGAGGAUUCCUUCAAUGGUUGGUCACAAAUUAAUGACUUGUCCGACGAAGACGAUAAUGAUGGCGAUAUUGCAUCUGGUUUCAACUUCAAAUUGUUAAACAGUGCUUCCAGUGAGAAUGUGAAUUCCCACACUCCUAUUUUGCAGUCUUUAAAUAUGAGCCUUGACGGGAGAAAGAAAAAUCGUACCAGUCUGCAUGCCGCAUCAGUAUUGCCUAGCACAAUAAGACAAAAUAAUCAACAUUUUAACGAUAUAAGUCAAAUGCUAGGUAAUGGUAACGAAGAUGCCCUUACAAAGGACCAAUCAUCAAACUACAAUAAGAAACUACCAAUUCUCAAAAUCAAUGAUAACAUCAUACAACCAAAUGUUAACAACAGACUUGCUGAUAAUGAAGACACAAUGGAGUCUUCGGUGGAUAUCACCGCAUUUUAUGAUCCUAGAAUGUCAUCAGAUUCUAAAUUUGAUUGGGAAGUAGCCAAAAACCACGUAGAUCCAACAGGCUAUUCUGUAAAUGUUGCUAGUGAAAAUUGUGUGAUGGACGAUUUUAAGAAGGCAUUUCGUGAAAAGAAAAAGUAA